AAACUUCGGAGAUGGUUACAUCCACAAAGAAGACCCCGACAAAGAGAAAGUGUGCCCGAACGACUUAUUUCAUUGGAGGCAACGAGAUCUGCAAGAAUACUUUUCUGUUUCUUAUGGGGUCUAACCACUAACUGAGGUCUAAACCAGGACUAAAACAAGACUAAACCAGGAAGUACAGAUACAAGCUCUAAACAUUGGCAGAGACACCCUGGCUGAUAUAGUCAAACACUAUGAGGAGAAUGGGGCAAGACCACGUUUGAGGAAGAAGCACUCAUUGCCACGUCCACCAGCCAGGUUCAUCAGCCCUGAGGAUAUCAACAGAGUUGUGGACUUCAUAAAACACUAUGCAGAAGACAAUGCCAUCAUGCUGCCUGGCCGACAGCCUGGGCAUAAGGAUUGGCAUGUGAAGUUGCUGCCAACUCAUGUGUCCAAGGCCUCAGUGUGGCGUCUCUACGUGAAGUCUGCUAAGGAGCUUGGUGAGCGUGCAGUUUGUAAAACCAGCUUCAAAGCACUGUGGAACCGACUUCUCCCACACAUCAAAAGUUGCCGGCCACGCACAGAUCUCUGCUGGCAGUGCCAAAGCAAUAACGAGCAGCUGAUACGAAGUGCAAACCUCCCAGAUGAUAGAAAGUCUGAAGCAGUAAAGAAGCAACAAGAUCAUCUUUCCCUUGUGCAGAAAGAGAGGGCUGUGUACAACGACAUGACUGCUGCCUGCAGAAAGAUUUGCUCUGGCUCCAACCUGUCUUUUGGACCAUCCCUACCAGCAAGCAAGAAGAUUAGGAUGCAUUACAGUUUUGAUUUUGCUCAGCAGUUACACUUUCCCUCAAACCCUCUCCAGCCAGGACCAAUGUACUUCCUGACCCCACGGAAAUGUGGCCUAUUUGGUGUUUCAUGUGAAGGGCUGCAGAAACAGGUGAAUUACCUGAUUGAUGAAGGCAUGUCAUCUACUAAGGGAAGCAAUGAAGUCAUCAGCUACAUGCAUCAUUUCUUCGGCAACUUUGGAGUUGGAGAAACAGAGGUGGAUCUUCAUUGUGACAACUGCAGUGGGCAGAACAAGAACAACUUCAUGCUCUGGUACCUUGCCUGGCGGGUUGGACACAAGCUUCACGAUAAAAUUGAAAUCCACUUCCUUAUUGCUGGCCACACCAAGUUUUCCCCUGACUGUGGCUUUGGACUCAUCAAGCAAGCCUACAUGAAGACAAGAGUCAACACUUUGGCAGACAUCGCUGAGGUUGUGGAAAACAGCUCUCCUGUGAGUCACCUCAAUAUCCCACAGCUUGUUGGAACGGCAGAGGGCAAAGUUUUAGUCCAGACCUUCGACUGGCAGCAGCAUCUGACUCGCCACUUCCGUAGACUCCCACAGAUCAAGAGUUAUCAGCACUUCAGCUUUGAAGCCAAGAGACCAGGUGUGGUGCUUGCAAAAGUCACCGUGAUGCACAACCUGUCGAAUAUCAGCUACUGCGCGACGGAGCAGAUCUGCCCCUGUCGACGGUCUUCCUGUCCUGGCCCCACCUGGACUGAAAAUUGA
Molecule: messenger RNA, 1528 nt
Organism: Xyrauchen texanus (razorback sucker)
Lineage: Eukaryota; Metazoa; Chordata; Actinopteri; Cypriniformes; Catostomidae
Exons: 7
Coding region: 365-1528 (387 amino acids)
Source: RefSeq, a predicted model, not a curated record